CAGUGUAGACACAGCAUAGUGUGUUGCUCAGUUUGAGUUGUAACUCCUUAGCGCAGAAGUCCAUAUUGCUCCUGCAGACUGUUUCAAAAUGUUGGUUUUCUAGUUUUGAUUUCUUGGACAUCACUAAGAAAUUGUGACCCACAUCAAGAUCCUGAACAUUCUCCUUUCUAAAGUUAUGGUGUGUUUGGAUCUAGCUAAGCCUGCUUUAAAAAUAGUGGCCAGCUUUGCAGUUUGGCUCUCAAACAGGCUUCUGAGUCCUUGCAAAGUUUUGGGAUUUGGGAAUGAGAGGAUUUUAUUCUAUUAGGAACGUUCCAGAGAGUUUUACAUAGGGCACGAGAGGGAAAGAAGAAAAAAAACCUUUUUUUUGCUCUGUAUCUCAAAGAAAGCUAAGGAUAGUGUACGAUUGAUGCAAGACAGGAUCAGAAUGAAUUUAGGACAAACACAGGUUGUGUACUGGACCUGCUAUAAUUGUUCCAACGCAUAAGUGCUUUGGGGCACAACUGACACCUUAUGGUCCGAAAAGACCACAGUCAAGGCAAAGGAAAACAUACUUGGACAAAUUCUACACUCCUUAGUCUUCAGAAAACCCCAUUGAAGUGAAUGGGAGUUUUGCUUGUGCUCACUGCAGGAUUUCAGCUCAUUGUUAGUAAAAAGUAACACAGUGAAUACACAGUUUUAAAAGUCCUCCUGGACAUGCAGCAAGCCCACUUAUUUUAAUUGUGUGAAGUUGUCCAAGGUUGCUUUGCUCUCCAGAGCCUGGCACUAGUUCCAGUGAAAUGUGAUGCCAUUGGUUUUCAGUAAAGGUUUCUUUCUGCAGGGCUGCAAACAGAGAUCAGCUGCUACUGUGUAUACACAACUAGGGAGCAAAUCAACCAGCAUAUUUAAGCAGCCUUUUAAACCCCGAGACUUUCCAAGAUUUCUUCUUCUCACAGGAAGUUUCCUUUCUAUUGUCAGAUUUAGCACUUUGCUCAUGUAAUCAGAUCACAGCUAGGAUCAUUGCUGCACAGUAGAAAGACUUCCUUAAGACAUUUGUCCUUGAAACUGCACCAAACUCUUGGAAGAACCCAGAACCUGAUUUGCUGACAUUUUGGCUGUUUGAUUGCCCGAGGAGACUUUGUGUGUCCCAGAGGAAGUGAGCGAUCUGGCCAUAACAAAACCCAACAAAAUAUUUAAACACCGUUCCGAUCUUUUCUAAUGCAAUGCAUUGUGACUAGAAAAGGAUGGCUUCUCUGCAGAAUGUCAAGCAAAGAUCGACACAUUGAUUCCAGCUGUUCGUCAUAUAUCAAGACGGAACCAUCAAGCCCCGCCUCUUUGACGGACAGCAUUAACCAUCACAGCCCUGGUGGCUCUUCGGACGCCAGCGGGAGCUACAGUUCAACCAUGAAUGGACAUCAGAAUGGGCUGGACUCACCACCCCUCUAUCCUUCCGCUGCAGGGCUGGGGGGCAAUGGGCCUGUCAGGAAACGGUAUGAUGACUGCUCCAGCACCAUUGCUGAAGAUUCCCAGACCAAGUGUGAAUAUAUGCUGAACUCAAUGCCCAAAAGACUGUGUUUGGUGUGUGGUGACAUUGCAUCAGGGUACCACUAUGGGGUGGCCUCUUGCGAGGCCUGCAAAGCUUUCUUCAAGAGGACAAUUCAAGGUAACAUAGAAUACAGCUGUCCAGCCACAAAUGAAUGUGAAAUUACAAAGCGCAGACGCAAGUCCUGCCAAGCCUGCCGCUUCAUGAAGUGUCUAAAAGUUGGCAUGCUGAAGGAAGGGGUCCGCCUAGACAGAGUACGUGGUGGUCGUCAGAAGUACAAGCGCAGAAUAGAUGCAGAGAAUAGCCCAUACCUGAACCCUCAGCUGGUUCAGCCAGCCAAAAAGCCAUAUAACAAGAUUGUCUCCCAUUUGCUCGUUGCUGAACCAGAGAAGAUCUAUGCCAUGCCCGACCCUACUGUUCCAGAUAGUGACAUCAAAGCGCUCACCACACUAUGUGACCUGGCAGACAGAGAAUUGGUGGUCAUCAUUGGAUGGGCUAAACAUAUUCCAGGAUUCUCCACUUUGUCUCUGGCUGACCAGAUGAGCCUUUUACAGAGUGCUUGGAUGGAGAUUCUGAUUCUGGGCGUAGUUUACCGGUCACUUUCUUUUGAGGAUGAGCUUGUCUAUGCUGAAGAUUACAUUAUGGAUGAAGACCAGUCUAAAUUAGCAGGCCUUCUUGACCUCAACAAUGCCAUCCUGCAGCUGGUAAAGAAAUACAAGAGCAUGAAGUUGGAGAAAGAAGAGUUUGUCACCCUCAAAGCCAUAGCGCUUGCUAAUUCAGACUCAAUGCACAUAGAAGAUGUUGAAGCAGUGCAGAAACUUCAGGAUGUCUUACAUGAGGCUCUACAGGAUUACGAGGCCGGGCAGCAUAUGGAAGAUCCACGCCGAGCUGGCAAGAUGCUGAUGACUCUCCCACUUCUGAGGCAAACUUCCACUAAGGCCGUGCAGCAUUUCUACAACAUCAAACUUGAAGGCAAAGUCCCCAUGCACAAACUUUUUUUGGAAAUGCUGGAGGCCAAGGUCUGACUAAAGCAUAAUGGGCCUUCCCAUCAUGCUCAUUGAAAAAAGGGAAAAUACACAGGAUAAUAAUGGCAACGAAACUUAGUGUUUAAUUAAGGGAAAAAAUGACUGCACUGAUAUUUAGCAGCAAGACUGUGAAGCAGCUUUCAACUCUUUCUUCUGUGUCUAUCUGAUGCAGGUUUUUUUUUCUUUCCUGUUUUCCUUUUCUGUUCUUUUAUUUCUUCCUCUUCCUCUCUCACCCCUCCUCCCCCACCCUUUGCUGCUGAACUUUUUAAAAGAGGUCUCUAAUUGAAGAGAGAUGGAAGCCAGGCCUGCCAAAGGAUGGAAAUCCAUAAUAUGGAUGCCAGUGAACUUAUUAUGAACCAUAAUGUCCCCAGUGACAAAGGAAUCAAAGAAAGAACCAUCAUACCUUGCAGUACAGUACAACACGAUGAACUGACUGAAUGCAGUAUUAGAUUUCAUAGGAGCAGUCUCUAAUUAGACAACUAAGCAACGAUGCAUCGGCUGCUUCUUAUCAUUGCAUUUUCCAUCUAGAUCAGUUACAGCCAUUUGAUUCCUUAAUUGUUUUUUCAAGUCUUCCAGAUAUUUCUUAGGUUAGCUACAAUGUAACUUUUUCAGGGAAUAGUUUAAGCUUUAUUCAUUCAUGCAAUACUAAAGAGAGAAAAAAAUACUGCAUUUUUGUGCUGGCUUGAACAAUGAUGAACAAUAAUGAAGGACAAAUGAAUCCUGAAGGAAGAUUUUUUUAAAUGUUUUGUUUCUUCUUACUAAUGGAGAUUUUUUUGUACCAGCUUUACCACUUUUCAGCCAUUUAUUAAUGUGGGAAUUUAUCUUACUAAAGCAAUAGUUGAAGGGAAGGUGCAUAUUAUCACGGAUGCAAUUUAUGUUGUGUGCCAGUCUGGUCCAAAACAUCCAGUUUCUUAACAUGAGCUCCAGUUUCUAACUAAAUGUUCACUGACACAAAGAAUUAGAUUACACCUACCGCAUAUCUGAGUAGUCUAAUAUCAAGUAUAAAUCUAUGGUAAGAGAGUGUGACUGUACAAAUGUACAGUUGCUACAUGAUUUCUAAAUGAUUCAGUUGUAAAUGAAUGAGAUACUGCCUGUUACUUGCAAAGUUAUAAUCACACAAAGACCUGUGUACCAAUACUAGCAUAGAGGCAAUAAGACAAAUGCCAAUGUUUGCAAAAUUAAGAAAUCAGAAUAGUAGACUUCUGACCAAAUUCAACAAUUUAACACGUCCACACUUUAGUUAUUAACUUAGACUUUAUUUUGGAAAUUGCAAUUUUUAACAAGUAGCUAAAUCAAUAUAUGUGCUUUUCAACCAGUAUUGUCACAGCAUGAAAGUCAGUCAGUUUCAAGACUGUUAGAGGUGUAAUCUAAUGUAUAAGCCAAUUAGAUGCCCCCAGAAAACUACAGUCGCUAAAUAACCAAUAAACAAUAACCUCCAUCAAAUGCUAUACCAAUGUACCAGUGUUAGUAGCUGCUCCCUGUACUAUGUGAACAUCCUUAUUCUAUGUACACAGAUGUAAUUAAAAUUGUAAUCCUAACAAACAAAAGAAAUGUAGUUCAGCUUUUCAGUGUUUCAUGUUUGCUGUGCUUUUCCAAAUUUUUAUGUUGCAUUCAAAGACUGUUGUCUUGUUCUUCUUGUGGUGUUUGGAUUCUUGUGGUGUGUGCUUAUAGACACAGGGUAGAAUUAGAGACAAUAUUGGAUGUACAAUUCCUCAGGAGAUUACAGUAGUAUAUUCUAUUCCUUACUGGUAAUAAGGUUCUUCCUAGUAAUAAUUAAGAGAUCGAAACUCCAAAACAAGUACUCAUUACUGACAGAUACACAUUGAAAUAAUAAUAUUUUCAAAACAAGGGAUAAUUUCUGUAACAGUUUAUUAUAGAAUACCAAUGUAUAGCUUAGAAAUAAAACUUUGAAUAUUUCAAGAUUCUAGAUAAGUCUAAUUUUUAAAUGCUGUAAAUAUAGCUUUUAUUCAAUCAUCUCUCAGAUGUUGUUAUUAACUCGCUCUGUGUUGUUGCAAAACUUUUUUGGUGCGGACAAGUUUCCAAAACUAUUGCUACUUUGUGUGCUUUAAACAAAAUACAAUAGGCUGAUGGUGCAUCAGCCUUGUGCUAGAAAAUACUGUGUAUCUAUCAUUAGCUCUAUGGGACUAUAUUGUAGAUUGUGUUUUCUCAGUAGAGAAGUGACUGUAGUGUGAUUCUAGAUAAAUCAUCAUUAGCAAUUCAUUCAGAUGGUCAAUAACUUGAAAUUUAUAGCUGUGAUAGGAGUUCAGAAAUUGGCACAUCCCUUUUAAAAAUGACAAAAAAAUACAACUCCUGGGAAAAAAAAGGUGCUGAUUCUAUAAGAUUAUUUAUAUAUGUAAGAGUGCAAAAAAUGUUUAUUUUCCAGAUAGUUUGUGCAGGGUUUAAGUUACUACUGUUCAAUUACAGUAUAUAUAUAUAUAUAUAUAAAUAUAAAUAUAUAAUAUAAAUAUUGUUUUGCUGUAUCACAUUAAAGAACUUGGGCUUCAGGGUCAAAAGCCAAUAAACUAAAAAUACAAAAAACACAGAAAAAUGGAGAUGUGUUAAAGGCACAAGGUGCAAACAUUAGUUUUCAUUUUUAGUAAUUUGUAGAGCUGCAAAAGAACAAGUAUCUCAAGACUUUAAAAACUUUUCAAUGAAAUAAGGCUAAAAGAACUGCACAGUCUUUAUAAUAAUGUUAAUCCUAAACCUAGCUGGAGGAGAGUUCUUUCAAGACCACUUAUUUAAUGUGAAGUGUUGGGAAAAUUUCAAAAGGUGUCUGUUUUAGCCAUUAUGAUUUAAUUUCUAUUUUUUGCUUCAUUUUUUAUUUUUUCUUAUUUAAAGCAAUAUGAUUGUGUGACUCCCAGAAGUUACACAUUUGUUUCAAUCAGAUCAGAUUGUUGUAUUUAUUCCACUAUUUUGCAUUUAAAUGAUAACAUAAAAAAGAUAUAAAAAAUUAAAACUGCUAUUUUUCUUAUAGAAGAGAAAAUGGGUGUUGGUGAUUGUAUUUUAAUUAUUUAAGCGUCUCUGUUUACCUGCCUAGGAAAACAUUUUAUGGCAGUCUUAUCGUGCAAAGAUUGCAAAAGAACAAAAAAAAAUUAAACUGCUUAUAAUAAAUAAAAAUCCAGGAGUUGCAUAAUAGCCAGUAGUAAAAUAACCAUGUCUAUAGCUGUAGAUGGGCUUCACAUCUGUAAAGCAAUCAACUGUAUAUUUUUGUGAUGUGUAUCAUACCGUGUGCUCCAACCAAUGUCCAUUUGUGUAAAUGUAUUUAUUUUAUAUUGUAUAUAUUGUUAAAUGCAAAAAGGAGAUAUGAUUCUGUAACUCCAAUCAGUUCAGAUGUGUAACUGAAAUUAUUAUGCCUUUCAGGAUGAUGGUAGAGCAAUAUUAAACAAGCUUCCACUUUU
Pelodiscus sinensis (Chinese soft-shelled turtle) is the source of this 5942-nucleotide messenger RNA. It is a transcript of the gene ESRRG, whose product is annotated as estrogen related receptor gamma. Gene Ontology annotation, cellular component: nucleus. Gene Ontology annotation, molecular function: sequence-specific DNA binding; zinc ion binding; steroid binding. Lineage: Eukaryota; Metazoa; Chordata; Testudines; Trionychidae. Gene Ontology annotation, biological process: regulation of DNA-templated transcription. The record is from RefSeq and is a predicted model, not a curated record.